Acanthoscelides obtectus is the source of this 1570-nucleotide messenger RNA. NCBI's taxonomy places the organism in Eukaryota, Metazoa, Arthropoda, Insecta, Coleoptera, Chrysomelidae. The record is from the annotation of a GenBank genome assembly.
UGGAUCGGAACAUCCCUAGUCUGUGGCGAGCUUUUAUGACAUAUGACUUUUAACUUAACCUGAAAAGUGUUUAUUUUGGCGGUUGAAAAUAUUUUAAAACUUUUUGUAGUCUGUUAGUUUUUUGUGUGAAUGUUUCGAGUAGAUUUUUUCUUUACAUUAUCACGUUUACAUGUAUUAAACUGAGUAGAUAACCGAAAGUUCUUGUUAUUAAUGUGUUGAGUAUAUUGUAUGUUUAGGGCAUUCCUCUAUUAGUGUUAUAAUGAAUAUUAACUGUGUUAUCUGCAGUGAGUUUUUUAACGCUUCAGCGGAGGUUUUCGCUACCAAGUGCGGACAUGUAUUCCACUACCCUUGUCUAAUAAAUUGGAUAGAAAGAUCAAAAACAUGUCCACAAUGCAGGCACAAAACCACAGAACAAUCCAUACAUCGGAUUUUCUUCAACAUACAAAACAUAGAUGGAAACAGUGAUAUGGGAGCAAUGCUCAAUAAAAUAGAUAAUUUAGAAUACCAGAAUAGAAUGUUAGAUAAGGAUGUCAAGAACUAUAAAGAAAAAAAUAGCUCACUCAAAAAGCAAAAUGAUCUUCUUAGACAAGAAGUAAGGUCUGUAGAAGCAAGCCUGAAAGCAUAUGAAAUGACAAUUAUCAGCCUAAAAGAACAGAUCUCAUAUUUCAAAUCAAAAUCUAAAGAAUCUGAGAAGCUUACAACUGAAAUUGUCAAUUUGAAAAACACCAUAAAAAAUAUGGAGAAUGCACACAUAGCCAUAAAUGGAACUAGGGACCAAGUUAAUGAAAUGUUGAGGAAUGAGGCAGAUGUUGAAUCACUUGCCAUAUAUGGUGCCAUGCUGAAAAAGGCUCUAAUUGAAACAGAGUCGAAGAAAAAAGAAGUGGACCAUGCUUUAAAAAAAUCGCAGUCUGAAGCUUCUCGCUAUAGGAAAGAGGUUCACAAUUUAGAAACCACUUAUACACAAAUAAAGAGAGAACUAGAGCAUUUAAAAAUCUCAACAGAUAAUGAAAAGCAGUACUUGAGAUCAAAGAUUUCUGAGUUGAAUGACAAGCUUACAGCUAGGAAUAGUAAUCAUGACAAUACAAGUCUAAAACGUGUAGCUCAAGAAAGCCCUGUAAAUUACACCAAAACACCUAAGUUAACUAAAUUGAAAGAGAGUGACAUACCUGCAUCUGAUAAACCAGAUGUCGAAUCACCAUAUCUGCAAUUAAAAUCAAAUGUGGGCAUUGGUUAUGGUCAAUUUUUGAAUGCAAAAUAUAUUUCCUCCAAAGAUCUUCCUAAGGAAGGUGCUUCCAAAUUGAAAACAUCAGCAAAAACAGAUAUCUUACAAACCAAUAAACAAUCUAAUGUAUGUUACAAUGGCUUAGGAGGAUCCAGCAAAGAUGAUGUAUUUCCUUCUCCAAAGUCAUCACAAACAUCCACUAGUAAGAGGAAAAAAAUUACCUGUACAAAGAACAAGUUCAAAAGACUAGCACCAUCUGCAAGUGCUUGCACAAAAUCUUCCGAUAUUUCUGAAAUGUUUGUAAGCCUAUCAGGGUAAGUUUUGCCAAAAUUGUACUUUCAUUAUCAG